GUCCAAUGGGCAUUUUCAAAUGGGCAAAACAUUUUAUUGGACAUUAUUUUUUUAAGCCCAAAUUGUACCAAGUCCAAAAUGGAUCAUUCCAAAUGGGUUUUCCGCGGAGUCCAAUUAAAAAUCAGUGUGAACAUACAAAAAUUCAUAUUUAAUAUUUCAUUAGUUUUUGUAGAAUUCAAAAGCAUAUAUACGAUUUUGGUGGGAAACCUCAAUUUACGGUUUUGGCCGAAAAUCUCAAUUUACGGUUUUGGAGGAAAAUCUCGAUUUUACGGUUUUGGCGGAAAAUCUCGAUUUUACGGUUUUGACGGAAAAACUCGAUUUUACGGUUUUGACGGAAAAACUCGAUUUUACGGUUUUGACGGAAAAACUCGAUUUUACGGUUUUGGCGGGAAAUCUCUAUCUGGUUUUGUCCAUUUGGGUAUGGGUAUAUUUGGGCCUCGCCCAUUGACACAAAACAAAAUUACUGUCAAAUAUGGGCAUGUCCAUAUUGAUUUGGACAUGGAUUACCCAUGGACAACACGCCCUUUUGACAUCCCUAUUUAAUGGUAAGCGGUCUACUACACUGUCUUGCAACUUUUGUUUUUAACUAAAUAUUGGUGUUUGUUUCCUUGAACAGGUUUUGGUUGAGAAAAUGGGAUUUUCCGAAGGAUCCACUAAAGCCUCGACUUUGGCUGAUGGCGAUGUCUUACAUAUGUGUUCUUAAUUAUAUAUGUUUCUCAUGUUUCCACAGUUUUAGAGAUGUAAUAAACCUUUGUAUUGUACCUUCCAUAACAUUAUUAAGGUUGUUGUCGACUAUGGAGUGAACUAGAGCAACAACUUGCCACUCUUGAGUUCGACCGGGACCGGAAAUCAAUGGGAGUUAUGGUUGAUUCCAGCUCACGAAGGAAACUGCUACUUGUCAAGGUCUGUUUUUCUUCAUUUAGCAUAUUAUUUUGGAUAGUCAUUUUUUUUAAUCUAUGAUUAUGUGGCUUGUGCUUUUGUUCGCAUGAAUGCCUGUUAUUAGUUGGAAAAGCAUUUGUUCUCUGUUUUCUUUAGUACUUAAGGGACCAUAUUAUGAAAUUUUGCAGGGUGCCGUGGAAAAUGUAUUGGAAAGGAGUACAAAUAUUCAGCUACUUGAUGGUUCCAUUCUAGAACUUGACCAAUACUUAAGGGAUCUUAUUUUACAAAACCUGCAUGAUAUGUCCAUGGGUGCAUUAAGAUGUCUCGGAUUUGCGUACUCGGAUGUUCCAUCAGAUUUUGCUACUUAUGAUGGCAGCGAAGACCAUCCAGCUCACCAGCAACUUCUCAACCCAUCCAAUUAUUCUUCUAUUGAGUCCAAUCUAACAUUUGUUGGAUUUGUUGGUUUAAGAGUGAGUUGCCGUCACCAUUAUAUAUAUUGGUUCUUCUUCUAUCGAAUCCAGUCUUCUAUCGAAUCCAGUCUAACUUCUCUACCUUUUCAAUGUUUGAAGGAUCCUCUGAGGAAGGAGCUGCGUCAAGCCAUUGCAGACUACAGAACAGCAGGUAUCCGAGUCAUGGUCAUUACCGAAGACAACAAGAGCACCGCGGAAUCAAUCUGCCGUGAAAUUGGAGUAUUUGAAGCAGGCGAAGAUAUCUCUUCAAGAAGCUUGACUGGAAAAGAAUUUAUGGAUGUUAAAGAUCAGAAAAAUCAUCUGAGACAAACUGGAGGGCUCUUGUUCUCGAGAGCUGAACCAAAGCACAAAUAAGGGAUUUGGAGGCUAUUCAAAGAAGACGGG
This is a messenger RNA of Brassica napus (rape), 1733 nucleotides long. Its product is annotated as calcium-transporting ATPase 4, endoplasmic reticulum-type-like. Gene Ontology annotation, molecular function: nucleotide binding; P-type calcium transporter activity. The record is from RefSeq and is a predicted model, not a curated record. Bases 990 to 1703 code for a protein of 237 amino acids. Gene Ontology annotation, cellular component: intracellular membrane-bounded organelle. NCBI's taxonomy places the organism in Eukaryota, Viridiplantae, Streptophyta, Magnoliopsida, Brassicales, Brassicaceae. The transcript has a single exon.